This is a messenger RNA of Schizosaccharomyces japonicus yFS275, 2835 nucleotides long. Its product is annotated as transcription factor. The record is from RefSeq and is a predicted model, not a curated record. The transcript is spliced from 8 exons. NCBI's taxonomy places the organism in Eukaryota, Fungi, Ascomycota, Schizosaccharomycetes, Schizosaccharomycetales, Schizosaccharomycetaceae. Gene Ontology annotation, cellular component: nucleus. Bases 1 to 2835 code for a protein of 944 amino acids.
AUGGAGAAGUCAUGUCUCUCCAAUCCCGUUGACCUCUUGAACUUUUACAUUUACGACUAUUUCGUAAAAAAUAAGUUCGAAGGCGCUGCCAAAGCCUUUCUGGACGAGGCAAAGGUGCAACUUCAAAAUGGGCAGGAUAACGGGGUAAAAAAGCCGGAAACUUUAGAGGAUUCUUUGCAAAUUUCGAAGGUGGAAGCCAAGCACAAUCCCACCGAUAGUUACCCGAAUGAAACGAAUGCGGGAAAUUCUGUAAAUGCAAAUACAGACAAUAUUUCUGUUUCUCGACGGCCGAUUGAUAUUCCAGGAGGCUUUCUAAUAGAAUGGUGGGAUUUCUUUUGGGACGUGUUUAGUUCUCGAGUGAGUCCGACAACGUCUGCUGGUUUGGCUUCAAUGGCUGCUUCCCAACAACGACAAGCAGUAUGGACCAGAAACCAGCAGGCUGCUGUUCCGCAGUUUGCGCCCACUGCUCCUCCUCAAUCACAGCUUGCUCGCUCUCAAUUACCGGACUCUGUAGACGCAUCUAAUGCAAUGAACAGGGUCCAAGCAAACAAGCAGGCGCCAGUUCGCCAGGAAACCGGUAAUGCGGCUUAUGAGGCGGCGGCAAAGGGAAUGCAAGAGCGUAAACCGGCGACUGCUGUACCUUCUGAUCGGCCCGUUAUGUAUCAACAACAGCAAAACCAGUCUCCGUCUUCACAAACUAUCCCUCCUUCGAUCUCAUCUAAUUCCACGGGCCUCAAUCCUGAAACACAUCCCCAUCCGUACUCCGCAACCAUAUCGGUCCCUGGCCAGCAAGCCUCUGUUUUCCCGCCAACACCUGCCCAAAUUCAGCAAAUGCGACUUAAUCAGCACUAUCUUCAGCAACAGCAACAACAGCAACAACUUCGUCAGAUGCGUCAGCAUCCGCAAUUACAACAACGGUACUACCAUUUACAGCCGCAAAUGGCGGCUUAUCCUCGUGUAGGUCAACCGAAUCCCUAUUCCAACCCAGCCCUUAUAAAUAACACACCCGCCGAACACGGACAUAUGCCUGUAUCUGCGAAGGUUCCUAUUCAACCAAUGAACGCCAUUCCCAAUGAACUUCAGAGACAGCAGCUCGCACAAAAGGCUGUGUCUGCGCAAAAAAUGCCCCGCCAAAUGGGACCUCAUCCGACCAUGCCUGUGUCUGAUCAACUACCCAACCGUGCAAUGCCUUCUACUAAUCCAGCCAUGGCCGGAAUGAAUGAAGCAGCUGCCGUUCCAGCAGCUGGAACACAGCCGAAUGUUCGCCCUCAGGGUGCUCCUAUUAGUGAUGUUGAAAAGGUAUCAGUUAAAUCCCAGUUUUCCUCGGGAACUAUUUCUACAGCUCAGCUACCCGCCAACUCAGCGUCGUUCAAUGCAUCUAACUAUGCAAAUCAGAUUCGGAAAGCGCAACAGAUUCUCUUGCGUGCAGGAAUAAAUCCUAUUGGUCUAACUCCGCAGCAAUUGCUUAAUUUCUACCACCAUUGGAUGUCCAUGAAUGCUCAACGUGGUCAACCUCCCUCACAUGCUGGUGGACGGAUGCCCAUGCCACAAGAUGCCUCGCAAAAUCCAAUGCUCAUGAAUAUGUACGGAAAUGGCAACGUGUUCCCCGAGAAUAUGCCGCAACAGGUUCCUGGAAAUCCUGCGCUGAACGAUUAUCAUAUGCAAUUACUCGCCCUUGAAGAACAGAGCAAGAGAAGACUAAUGAUGGCACGACAGGAACAAGAGCGAACAACAUCACCACAGGACGCUGUGAAUGACAAUUUUGCGAAUGGCCCGAAAGCAAGGGUUUCUGCAUCUCCAAAGCCACCCUUGCAAAAACGCCCUGGCGCCGAUCAGGUUCCUCAAAAUAAGCAACCCCUGGCUCAGCAGCAGCAGCAACAAAUGGCUGCUAUGGCCCAAAAAAAAUUCGUCCCCAAUCAACCAGAGAAAGGUAACCUAAAUGGACAACCUUAUCCGAAUAUGCAACAAAACAUGGCUCGCGGGUAUGGACAGGCACCUUAUGCCAAUGGCACAUUUCCUGACUUUGCGAAUCCAUACGCAAAUAAUGCGAUGACGCCUGAAGUCUUAAAUCAAGCUGCCAUGCGUGGAAUGAUUCCAGGCGCCCAAAAUAACUGGGCCGCUGCUCAACAUAUGCGGACACAACAAUACCAAGCACGAAAGGCAUCUGCUUCUCCAAUCCAACGACCGCAGAUGAGUCCGAAUAUGCAUAUGAAAGGCGCAACACAGUCUCCAGCUUCGGUCACAGCACCUUCACCACAACUGAGGUCGACAAUGCAAUCGUCGCCAGCGAACGGCAUGACUAACACGACAAAUGGUGUUGCUCCAAACAACAUCAAUCGGAUUUCGUCAGACAUGCCUUCGGCCACCAACUUCCCCACUGCACCCUUGCCUCAAGAUGUUACUAAUUCAGAGGCGACAGCAUCUUUAGGUGCCAAUGAUUUGAAUAAUGUGACGACGGGUACCAUGAAUGCAGGCGAUAUGAAUCUACGCAUGUCAAAAUCCGGAAUGCCGGUGUCCGAUCCAUCUUCCGUCACUGCAGCGAAAUCCGCUGUCGCCGGAUAUGGCAACAAUAAUCCGAAUGCCAUGUCUGGUCUUGCUCAAGGCAAUGGUUCGAAAAUGAUGAAUCAAGAUAAUAACCUCUUCGGCUUCACUUCCAAGAAUGAUUCUGAUCUGAGUAUGAUGAAUGAUUUUGACUUUGACAGCUUCCUUAAUGAUACUGCUACUGAUGGAGCACAGCUAUACUUACAGGACGCCAUGGGCAAUCAUGAUGGUCUAGCCGGUAACGACAAAUCGGUAAUGGGUUUGUCGGACUCUGGGUUGGAAGCAGCCAAGUAA